Erythranthe guttata (spotted monkey flower) is the source of this 2035-nucleotide messenger RNA. Its product is annotated as zinc finger CCCH domain-containing protein 20. The record is from RefSeq and is a predicted model, not a curated record. Gene Ontology annotation, molecular function: metal ion binding. NCBI's taxonomy places the organism in Eukaryota, Viridiplantae, Streptophyta, Magnoliopsida, Lamiales, Phrymaceae.
AAGUGAACGGUGGAAAUUAUUUGAAAGGCCCUCCAAAAUGUCAAGUCGAGUGUGGGUAAUAAUUCAUGGCCCAUCUGAAUUCACUUUCAUUAACACUUUCUUUUAUUAUUCUAUUUCGUAUUUGACGCUCCACCGUCCUUUUUCCCUCCGUUAAAUCCGUCGGUUAAAAAACUACAACUCAAAACUUAACCCCUAUUAACCACGGUUACGUCUCCGUUACUCAAACCCCGUCACAUCCCUUGUUAAUAAUAAUAAAGCAAAUUUACACGUGUCCCAUUUGUAUUACUCCGAGUUUAAAGAGGCUGCCCCGAUUAAAUAAUAAUUUUAACCUCGGGUUUGGAGAUUUUUCACCUAACCACAGUUAAGUCUAAAGUAACCGUGGUUAAAGUUAAACCCCCCACUUCUUCAGCAGUUUAUAUACAAACUGCACCACGCCUUCAAAAUUCAGUUUCAAUUAAAGUUUAUUUAAAACCUAAAUUCCAGAAGAAAAAUUAGGAAGACGAAAAAUGAUGCUUGGAGAGAGAAGCUAUGGCGGCACCACGGUUCAUGUUCCGCCGUGGCCAUCCGCCGGAGAUGAUCCGGCUUCCUACUGCUUGAGCCCCACGGCCGCUAAUGCCGGCGGCGGCGGCUCCGUCGACGAUUACUCUCUCUUCUUCCAGACCGACUCCUUGAAGGCUCUGCAGCGUUACCUGCCGUCUAACUCGAACGAUGCUGCGGCGGCGGCGGAGGAGUUUCAGUUGACCGACUCCGAUUACGGCGGGAACGGUGAUUUCCUCCCCGUGGACGCGCACACAUGCGAUAAUUUCCGGAUGUUCGAGUUCAAGGUGCGUAGGUGCACGCGCGGCAGGUCGCACGACUGGACGGAGUGCCCGUUCGCCCACCCGGGGGAGAAGGCCCGGCGCCGUGACCCGAGGAGGUUCCACUACUCCGGCACGGCGUGCCCCGACUUCCGCAAGGGGAACUGCUUCAAGGGCGACGCGUGCGAGUACGCGCACGGCGUGUUCGAGUGCUGGCUCCACCCGGCCCGAUACCGCACGCAGCCAUGCAAGGACGGCAUGAGCUGCAAGCGGCGCGUGUGCUUCUUCGCCCACUCGCCCGACCAGCUCCGCGUCUUGAGCCCACGCGCCGACGGCUCCCCCCGCCGCCUAUCCUUCAUCUCGUCUCCGGAGUCAACGCCGCCGCCGCCGCCGCUGCUGGAAUCUCCGCCCAUGUCUCCGAUGCCGGUCAACGACGUGGUGGCGUCCCUCCGCCAGCUGCACCUGAACAAAGUCAAGUCGAUGCCUUCUUCGUGGCUGGGCGGCGGCGGUGGUGGUGGUUCUUCUUCUCCAAGGAUGAAGAUGACCCGACCCGGGUACUUCAGCAUGCCCACCACCCCGACCCGACCCGUAACCCGGCCCGGACUCGGUUACUUUGAGCCUGAGGAGGAGGAGCCUGUGGCGAUGGUGGAAUCUGGGAGAGAUUUGAGGGCUCAGAUGUUCGAGAAACUAAUCAAGGAGAACCCUCUGGAUCGGGUUGACCAGGAUCCGAACCCAAACCCGAACCCGAACCCGGACAUUGGUUGGGUCUCGGAGCUGGUAAAUUAUUAGAAUAAAAGAAAGAGGUAAUCUUGGUGGUGGGUGUGACAAAGGGGCAUGAUUGUCAAUUCGGAUUCUGUAAAUAGUUUAUUAUUUUAGUAUUGCUAUUUUAAUAUAUAUGAAUGGUAAAAUUAUAUAUAAUAUGGUGAAGAUGACGAUGAAGAAAAUGGUGUGGGGGCGAUGGGGGCGAAGAGAAUAAUCUCUUGUUUUUGUGGAGUAAAAAUAUUCUGGAAAUUGACUAUUUUGGAAGGGUAUUUAUGUACAUUGUACAGUGGUGAAUUAAGGAUUGAAGAAGCAGACUAUUUACCUAAUUUUUAUUUGAUAUGUAAUUAGGUGUUAUGUCAUUUGUAAUUUUAUUUCUUAGAUCAACUGAUCCUUUUUUUUUUUUUUUUCAAUUAUUGUUAAUAUUCAACUGUUGAUGGUAUUUUGGUAUUAAAUAUUAAUUAUCAUUUCCAUGUUGA